ACCACUUUCUUUCCACUCACCCUCCUAAGUUAACUAGUUAAUUAGUGAUGAUACUUGAUAUAUGUAUAUAUAUAUAUAGUAGCAUAAUAAAUAUAAAUAAAAAGUUUUGAGUUGAGUUGAGUUGGGUUGGUGUGAAUUCAUCGUUCCAUAUGGCUGAAUCUGACAACGAGUCAGGGGGUCAACCCGGUAACACAAGUGGAAACAAUGAAUUCUCAGGGUGCAGAGAGCAGGAUAGGUUACUUCCCAUAGCAAACGUGAGCAGGAUCAUGAAGAAAGCCUUACCAGCGAACGCUAAGAUAUCAAAGGAAGCGAAAGAGACUAUGCAAGAGUGUGUAUCAGAGUUCAUCAGUUUCAUAACUGGGGAGGCAUCAGAUAAGUGCCAGAAAGAGAAGAGGAAGACAAUCAACGGCGAUGAUCUUCUGUGGGCCAUGACAACACUGGGAUUUGAAGAGUAUGUGGAGCCACUCAAAACUUAUCUCAACAAAUAUAGGGAGAUGGAGGGGGAGAAGACUGCUAUGAUUGGGAGGCACCACAGUGAUCAUGGUGGUGAGGCUGAGGCUGAUGGUGAUGGUGGGGUUCCAUCCACUAUGAUGAUGAUGAUGGGUCAUCACCACAUGUAUGGAUCUACUAAUGUCUGGAAGAAUUAGGUAGCACCUUUAUGCCUCUAUGCUUUCCAUGGCUUUUAUAUAUAUAUAUAUAACAUAUGCAUAUAUGUUUGAUUUUAGAGUACCUAUGAUUGUUGUUUGUAUUUUUGUUUGAUUUGGAAUGCAUAUAGGAAUAUGGGAUCUUCAUAUUCUUUUCCUCUCAUUUUGCUGCUGAAAUAGGAAGUAAGAGUAGGAAUAAUGUUUGUUUCCAAUUCCAAUAGCAUAUACAUACAUUCCAAUUUCUAAUUGGUUUGCAUUUAUUGUCCAAAUAAUUAAAAGGAUGAAAUAUUUGAGUUACUUUGAAGCUAUAACU
Gastrolobium bilobum is the source of this 957-nucleotide messenger RNA. Its product is annotated as nuclear transcription factor Y subunit B-3-like. The transcript has a single exon. Bases 150 to 647 code for a protein of 165 amino acids. Gene Ontology annotation, cellular component: CCAAT-binding factor complex; nucleus. The record is from RefSeq and is a predicted model, not a curated record. Gene Ontology annotation, biological process: regulation of transcription by RNA polymerase II. Lineage: Eukaryota; Viridiplantae; Streptophyta; Magnoliopsida; Fabales; Fabaceae. Gene Ontology annotation, molecular function: DNA-binding transcription activator activity, RNA polymerase II-specific; RNA polymerase II cis-regulatory region sequence-specific DNA binding; protein heterodimerization activity.